AUGAGCGCGCCGAGUACGCCGAGGGCCGUCCUUCUGAAGGGGCCUACGCUAAACUCGAAAGUGUUUAUGACCGCGCUCCCGGAGCGACAUGAGGACUUGGUCGCCAAGGCAUGCGAUCUCUUCCGCGUGCCUGCUGACCAUACGCCGCAGCUGUACGUGUCGUGUCAAGCUUCCGUCGGCCCAGCGUCGAGUGAGCAGCGUGGGGCCUUGCUUCUGGCUGAUGCGAUGCCCUUCCUUCGUGAUCGCGAAAUGAUCACUGUGCGGUGGGCACCGACGGAUGUGCCUCGACGUGAUAAGGACGGUCGUGUCCAGUGGGAUCCCAAGCUGGACGACGUGCGUGCCGGCCUCACCCCUGUGCCACGCGUCCCCGGCCCACCGCUUUGGCGCGGUCCACAGGCGCGAGCUAUGCAUGUUGCUCGCGUGCUGGAGCGCGAACGUGCCAACUACAGCGACGAUACAGUUCGGAAACCUGUGCUGGCCAGCCCUUCGUCGCCGAUGCCAUCAGUGGCAUCCUCCGACCCCACGACGGCCGCAUCGACUCCAACCCCCCCGACGACCGACGACGUGUCGUCUGUGUAUACCAAGCCUGCUGCUAUGCCGCCAUCCGAGUCGCCCUUCCACGAGCCGCUUCUCUCGCCGCCGCCCAGCUCACCGACCGAGUCGCCCAGCUCUGCAGCACGACCUACGCCGACGGAAGCUCUAGAUAUGCCCAUGUCGCCAACACCCCAACGUAAAAUGGCGCCUUUGGAGUGGCCUGGUGAUAGUGACGACGACGCCUCUCCGCGUCUGCGCCUGGCUCGUGAUACCAAACCGACGACGUCAGACGAAGUUCCUCCGUCGACUGUCACAGAUCCGGACGACGAGGGCGCGAUGGACGACACUGCCACAUCUUCACGCAAGGGCGGCUUUGGUGCAUGGUGUGCACGUUUGAAUCCGUUUGCGCGUGGUGAGGAAGAGAUGGCGCAGCGCACAGCCUCACCGCCUCGUAGCACUUCCCCACGAACGCGGAAAGCCACUGAGGACGACAACGAUGCGGCCAAGACGCCUGCGACGGACACACCUACCUCCUCACCCUGGACCGCACAGGGCGCUGUGGCGUACGAUAUCAUGACCCAGGUUCUUGUCGCUGUUCGUGAGCAUCCAAAGAAUGUCCACUUUACCAAGCCCCAUGAAUUCCGCUGGCCACAGCAGGAUGGAUCGACGUUGGGCGUGUGUGUGUCCAAGCGCACGUUUGACUCUGAGGCGCCCCUGGCCGUGUUUGCCGAGGCGCUGCAUGCCUUUUUCGAUACGAAACCUGUGUCCGUGACCGGUACGAUGCGUGCGCACGAACGGGAAGCCGCCAUGCUUCUCAAGUUUGCCGAGACGUUGAUGGGCGAGCUGCAGCGUACAAGUGCGCCGCCGCCACCGCCUGCGCCGGAACCCAAGGUGGCCGCGCCUGCUACCUCGACGCGUGGCAAGCGUGGUGCCGCGGCGGUUCAGCGGGCUGAGACGGAGGCACCUGUCGCCAAACGCACGCGUCGGUCCUCGCGGCGUGCCACUGGCCGUCGCUCCUAG
Malassezia pachydermatis is the source of this 1554-nucleotide messenger RNA. RefSeq lists its product as hypothetical. The record is from RefSeq and is a predicted model, not a curated record. The transcript has a single exon. Lineage: Eukaryota; Fungi; Basidiomycota; Malasseziomycetes; Malasseziales; Malasseziaceae. The coding region runs from base 1 to 1554 and encodes 517 amino acids.